Messenger RNA from Stylophora pistillata, 4191 nucleotides. RefSeq names its product steroid 17-alpha-hydroxylase/17,20 lyase. Gene Ontology annotation, biological process: hormone biosynthetic process; progesterone metabolic process. Lineage: Eukaryota; Metazoa; Cnidaria; Anthozoa; Scleractinia; Pocilloporidae. The record is from RefSeq and is a predicted model, not a curated record. Gene Ontology annotation, molecular function: heme binding; iron ion binding; steroid 17-alpha-monooxygenase activity.
AUGGCAUCGAUGUUUACAAUCCUUUGUGGUUAUUUCACUCUUGGAAAUGCCCUUCUUAUACUGCUCUUCUUACUGCUGUUACAUAACCAGUUUGUGCUGUACGAGUUCCGUAGAAUGCCACCUGGUCCUCGCUUCACAACUCUUCCAGUGUUAGGAAAUGUAUUGUCCCUCGAUCUAAGAGCGGAAAAAGCCACAGAAGCUUUUAAAAGCCUUAGAAAAAAAUAUGGUCGAGUCUUCUCUUUGAAAAUUGGAAGCUACAAGGUUGUGAUGGCGUCAACUCCAGAGGCUAUUAGGGAGAUGCUCGUAACAAAAUCUACCGAUUAUGCAGGGAGACGACAAGCUUAUUCUCUUCAUGAAGGAUCACUAGGAGGUAAAGAUAUCGUGUUCGGUAACUAUGGUCCUGCCUGGAAGUUCCAUCGGAAGCUCUUCACAACAGCCCUGCGUCAGUACUUAUCCAACAACCCUUUGAUAGAAAACCUCGUUUCAACGAAGGCUGAGAAAAUUGUUCAGUUCAUGGAAAAGCAAAAUGAAGAACCGUUCGACCCCUCAAAUUGCUUGCGGAAUGCAGUUUCAGAUGUUAUUUGUGGCAUCACAUUCGAAGAAGGCUUUGACACAACCAAUCCAUACUUGAACAAACUUUUAAAACUUAACGUAGAUCUAGUCGGAGAUGUCGCAAAUUGUCAGCUGGUCAACUUCUUAGAUUUCUUUCCGUUGGCGAAGUACUUGUCCCUCAAUGCCUACAAUCGCUUUUUUCAGACUGUGUUUGCAAUGUAUGAUAUUAUUCGCCUUUUCCCUAAAGAACGAAAAGAGAAGUUUGAUCCAGAUGAACCAGUAAAGGAUUUAAUCUCGGGCCUAUUGUCUGCCAAGCACAAAGCAGAUUGUAAGGGUGACCAACAAAGAUUAGCUCUUUUAUCUGAUGAUCACUUUGUCUGCAGUAUAGAAGACAUGUUUGGCGCCGGUCAUGAAACCACAAGCACGACACUGAAAUGGGCGAUUGCUUUCUUGGUCAAUUACCGGGAAUACCAAGAGGAUACUCAAAAGCAGCUAGAUGAAGUACUUGGCGAAAGAAGUCCCUCUCUUAACGAUCGCCCAAAUUUGCCCCUAGUUCAAGCAGCCAUCGUCGAAACGUUACGAGUUGGGAAUACAGCUCCCCUAGCUGUGCCUCACCUCACCAUCACUGAUACGACGCUCUGUGGGUAUUUCAUUCCCAAAGACACAAUCGUGAUACCUGACACGGAAUCCGUCCAUCUCGAUCCUGCCUGCUGGGAAAGUCCUACCGUGUUCAACCCUUACCGUCAUAUUGAUGAGCAUGGUAAAGCUAUCGCCAACCAGGAAAAUUUCUACCCCUUUUGGAGCCGGACGUCGCGUUUGUGCAGGAGAGUCACUCAUUUUCCCAAAGCAACACUCAUAAUUGCUACAAUGGCGUCGGUGACUUCCACGAUAUAUGACUUCAUCACCAUAGGGAAUGUUUUUCUACUUUUCUUUUUCCUGCUCAUUCUCCAUUAUCUCAUGGUGUUGUACGAGUUCAGGAGCAUGCCUCCGGGUCCGCGAUUGACGACUAUCCCAGUUUUGGGGAACAUAUUCUCCCUCGACUUCAAAGCAGAUUUACUCUCGGACGCUUUCAAAAGUCUCAGAGACAAGUACGGUAACGUUUUCUCCAUAAAACUCGGAAGCCAUAAGUUCGUGAUGGCCUCAUCCUCCGAAGCCGUUCAGGAGAUGCUUGUUAAGAAAUCAGGGGAUUAUGCGGGAAGACAACAAACAUAUUUUGUGGAAAAAUUGACCCUUGGCGGCAAAGAUAUUGCGCUUGGUAAUUAUGGCCCAGCUUGGAAGUUUCAUCGGAAACUCUUCAUUACCGCCCUACGCCAGUACCUUUCCGACGUACCACUGAUUGAAAGCCGUGUCUCAACACAGGCAGAGAAGCUUGUGAAGUUCUUGGAAGAUCAGAGUGGAAAACCUUUCGAUCCUGCAGACUGUUUUCAGCACGCUGUUGCUAACGUCAUUUGUGGUAUAACGUUUGGGGAAGGCUACGACACAACAGACCCAAGGUUGAACAAGUUACUUAAACUUAACGUGGACAUUGUAGCGGAUACUGAGAGUAAUCAGACAAUUCUCAUGUUGGAUUUCUUCCCAUUUGCAAGAUACUUACCAGUCAAGGCUUAUGAUAAACUUCUUAAGCCCAUGUAUGAAAUAUUCGAUAUUAUCCGCGUAUUCCUGAGACAGAAGAAAGAAAAUUUUGAUGCAGAAGAACCCGUUAAAGAUUUAAUCACUGGACUACUGCUCGCCAAACACCGUGCUGAGUUGGAGAGUGAUGAAGUGAAGGACGCUUUUCUUUCCGAUGACUACUUAGUCAACACUAUCGAGGACAUGUUUGCUGCUGGCUACGAAACUACAAGCACCACGAUGAAAUGGGUAAUAGCCUUCUUGGUAAACAACCCAAAGUACCAGGAGGAUAUUCAACACCAGUUGGAUGAGGUAGUUGGUGAACGGAAUCCCUCUCUCGAAGAUCGUCCUAAUCUGCCCCUGAUUCAUGCAAUCAUCAUAGAAACGCUACGGCUUGGAAACGUAGUGCCUCUUGCCGUGCCUCACUUCACACUUACCGACACUACAAUGUGUGGCUACCGUGUUCCAAAAGAUACGAUCGUCUUCGCUGAUACAGAAUCUGUCCAUCUGAAUCCCAAGUGUUGGGAAAACCCCACAGAGUUUAAUCCUUACCGUCAUAUCGACGAGAAUGGCAAGCUAAUCACCAACCAGGGCAAUUUCUACCCUUUUGGGGCUGGACGACGGGUCUGUGCAGGCGAACCACUGGCCAAAGUUGAGCUGUUCCUGUUUCUGUCGUGGAUGUUCCAGAAGUUCAAUUUUGUCCCUGAAGAAGAGGGUCAUCCUCCAAGCUUGAAGAGAGAAUUUAGCGGCACUCAGUUUCCGUCUCCUUAUAAGAUCCGCGCUGUCAAAAGGAAAUGAGUAGACGGUCUCAACCAUCGUUGCUAUGAAUAAGCCAUUUCUUUUACCCGCGAUUUUUGUAACAGAGCAGUUUUUUAUAUACAUUAUUGUAGCCUUGUAUCGCAAAAUCUAAUAUCCUACACAGCUUUGAUCUAAACUGAAACUUCAUUGCAAUUUUAUUAUUUUUUCGGUGAGUUACUUACAAACAUUUUAUUGCUGAUCUCGCUUUGUUUUGUCGGAUCUUAGCUGGGACUGUAUGAAGAUUUAGGGUGAAACUUUCUAAAGAUUUAACAUUUUUUAGGAGAAUGCUUGAAAUACAAGCUCUGCUUUACGUGAUUCGUUAGUUAGUGUGACUUGGUGGACGAUAGACAAAGACUUACUUAUAAACAGAAGAAUGAGGCAGAUGAAGAGCUCUUUCUACACAACCUGAGUCAUUCUUUCAAGCGUAGAUGUGUUUUAGCGUAUUUGUGAGGUAAUAAAGACUGUAAACGCAAAACAAAGUGAGAGAGAGCUUCAGAGGGUUAGAGAAAGCAAGAAAGAUUCUUUAAACAAACGACAACCAUUGUGAAGUUUAAAAAAAAAAAAAUGCAUGUCAUGAAACAAAUGUUGCUUGAAGAGAGAGUUGUCCAAUACACUCAAACUGAGUCGAUUCGUCUAAGACAGUUUGCGAAUCGUCUUACCGGAAGUCGAUUUGCGGUUAAGUAGUCUCCUGAUUCCGGAAAUCUUAAUAACCCAUCUUUCAUGAGAUCGAAACGCAUAUCUGAAGUUCAUUUGCAAGACAUUUAGGAACUGAAAUAUUUCGCAAGUGGCUAAGAAGGGGUGAAAGGGGGAUUGAAGAUGUUGUCGAAUCGACUCGCUUCGACACGAAUCGAACGACUCAUCUCAGUUGAAGUCGACCCGUUAAACCGGAAGUUGAUUUGCAAGACACUUUGAAAAUAUUCUGCAAGUGGCUGCGAAGAGGGGUUGAAAUUGUUGUGAAAUCGAAUCGAUUCGACUCGAGGCGAAAGACUCGUUUCAGUUGAAGUCGACCCGUCAUAGCGGAAGUCUAUUUGCGAGACACUUAGAAAAUACUCCACAAAUGGCUUCGAAGAGAGGUUGAAAAUGUUGUCGAAUCAAACGACUUAUCGAAGUCAGAAGUCGCCCCGUCAUACCGGAAGUCGAUUUGCAAUACACUUGGAAAAUAUUCUGCAAGUGACUGCGAAGAGGGGUUGAAAAUGUCAUCGAAUCGACUCGAAUUGAAGGACUCGUUAAGAA